AUGCGUCGUCCGACCUCGGCCCUCCUGCAGACGCUGCUUCUGCUCCUUGCCUCGGCGUCUCCUUCGCCUCACAACCCUGACCUGUUAUCCUACGUCGACCCGUUGAUAGGCAGUGUCAAUGGAGGCAACGUGUUCCCGGGCGCCACCUUGCCAUAUGGCUUGGCCAAGGCUGUGGCCGACGUGGACGGCCAAAACACCGGCGGCUUCAGCAUGGACGGCAGCAACGUCACCGGCUUUUCCAGCAUCCACGACAGCGGAACCGGCGGAAACCCCAGCCUAGGCAACUUCCCGCUGUUUCCGCAGGUCUGCCGCGGCGACGAGCUGGACAAGUGCAUGUUUCGCAUCGGCGACCGCAAAGUCCCCUAUCGGAUGGACUCGGUCGUCGCCAAGCCCGGGCACUUUAGCAUCCGGCUCGCCUCCGGCAUCCACGUCAACGCCACCGUUUCGCGCCGCGCCGCCCUGUACAGGUUCAGCUUCCCCAGCUCCGACGGCAGCCAUCCGCUGAUCCUGCUCGACCUCACCGAUCUUUGGAAGAGCCGCCAGAAUGCCUCCAUUGCCGUGGACGAAAAGACGGGUCGCAUGGUGGGCAACGGAACCUUUCUCCCCAGCUUCGGCGCCGGGUCCUACCAGCUUCACUUUUGCGUCGAUUACUCUGGGGGCCGCGUUCACGACAGCGGCGUGUGGGUCAACAACCGCGCCGGGACGGAGCCCAAGGAGCUCUUCGUCACGCGCGGGUUCAACCUGUUUUACCUCGAGGCCGGCGGCUUUGCCAGGUUCGUCCCCGGCCCCGACAACACCAUAACGGCCCGGGUCGGGCUCAGCUUCAAGAGUUCUCGCCAGGCGUGCAGCAACGCUCAGGAGGAAAUACCAGAGCCUCUGGGAAGUUUCAACGACCUUGCCGUCGCAGCCCAGCAUGAGUGGCGGAAGAAGCUCGACCCUAUUUCCGUCCAGCCUGGCGGAGCAGACCAAGGCCUCUUGACCAGUUUCUAUAGCGCCCAGACGCAGAUGGUCCAGUCGUUGCUGGACAUGUACAAGCACGAAGGCUGGCUGCCCGACUGCCACAUGUCCAUGUGCAAAGGCUGGACGCAGGGAGGUUCCAACGCCGACGUGGUGCUGGUCGACGCCUACGUCAAGAAUCUCAGCUCCACCAUCGACUGGGAGCUUGCGCUCGAGGCCAUCGUCACCGACGCCGAAAGGGAGCCCCUGGAGUGGUCGUACCACGGGCGCGGCGGCCUGCAGAGCUGGCGCAAGUACCACUACAUCCCCUACCUGGACUUUGACCCUGCCGGGUUCGGCACCAACUCGCGCAGCAUCUCGCGCACCCUCGAGUACGCCUACGACGACUUCUGCCUGGCGACCCUGGCCGGCGGCUUGGGAAAGGCCCCAGAGCAGGCAAAGUAUCUGCGCCGCAGCAUGAACUGGCGGAAUCUGUGGAAGGAGGAUCAGGUCUCCGUCAUCAACGGCAAAGACAGCGGCUUCAAGGGCUUCUUGCAGCCAAGGUACAUGAACGGCACCUGGGGGUUCCAGGAUCCCAUCGCAUGCUCAGCCCUGGCGGGCUUUUGCUCGCUGACGUCGAAUCCAAGCGAGACGUUUGAAGCGAGCGUCUGGCAAUAUAUAUUCUUCGUCCCCCACGCCACCGCGUCACUCAUAUCGCUCGUGGGCGGCGACGAGGCCUUCGUCUCCCGCCUCGACUUCUUCCACAAAAGCGGCCUGGCGGACAUCUCCAACGAGCCCGUCUUCCUCACCGUCUACCUGUACCACUACGCCGGCCGGCCCGGCCUGUCCACCAAACGCGCCCACACCUACAUCCCCUCGUCGUUCAACAGCACCCACGGCGGGCUCCCCGGCAACGACGACUCGGGCUCCAUGGGCGCCUUCCUCUUCUUCUCCGCCCUGGGGCUGUUCCCCGUCGCCGGGCAGGAUGUCUACCUCAUCAGCCCGCCCUUCUUCGAGCAGGUCAGCAUCAGGCACCCGGUGACGGGGCGGACCGCGACCGUCCGCAACGUCGGGUUCGACGCCGCCUACGAGAGCGUCUAUGUGCAAAAGGCGACGGUGAACGGCAAGCCGUGGACCAAGUCGUGGAUCGGGCACGACUUCUUCACCGAGGGCUGGACGCUGGAGCUGACGCUGGGCAAGACCGAGUCGGACUGGGGGACGAAGCCGGGCGAUCGGCCCCCCAGCUGGACAGGAUGA
This is a messenger RNA of Ustilaginoidea virens, 2193 nucleotides long. RefSeq lists its product as uncharacterized. Lineage: Eukaryota; Fungi; Ascomycota; Sordariomycetes; Hypocreales; Clavicipitaceae. The coding region runs from base 1 to 2193 and encodes 730 amino acids. Gene Ontology annotation, cellular component: cytosol; nucleus. The transcript is spliced from 3 exons. Gene Ontology annotation, biological process: protein quality control for misfolded or incompletely synthesized proteins; glycoprotein catabolic process; carbohydrate metabolic process. Gene Ontology annotation, molecular function: carbohydrate binding; peptide-N4-(N-acetyl-beta-glucosaminyl)asparagine amidase activity. The record is from RefSeq and is a predicted model, not a curated record.